This is a messenger RNA of Rhea pennata, 3273 nucleotides long. Its product is annotated as HEPACAM family member 2-like. Bases 45 to 842 code for a protein of 265 amino acids. The record is from RefSeq and is a predicted model, not a curated record. Lineage: Eukaryota; Metazoa; Chordata; Aves; Rheiformes; Rheidae. The transcript has 7 exons.
CCCGGGCCGCGGCCCCGCGCCGCGCUCGUCUCCGCCGCAGCGAGAUGUGCGCGUGCUGCCUGCUGGUGCUGCUGGCGUGGGGACCCGGCGCCGCGGGAGCCCCGAGCGCCAUCACAGCGCAAACACUUGCUCCUUGUUACUCUGCUGACCUAAAGCCAGCGUCGGAGAGGCUCGUCUCCGCAGUCAGCUGCACCGUGCUUUUGGCGGUACCACCGCUGAACGCCAGUACGGUUGUGUCCUGGGAAUAUAAAAACGGCCCUCAUGAAGAAGUCAUCCUAAAGUAUUUCCUCAAUAAACCUGUAAAUAUUGCUUCUUCUUACAAAAACCGCACAAAGUUCAAUGAAACGGAUUUCUCUCUGCAAAUGGUGCUGCAGCUGGGAGACAGUGGAACGUACCGUUUUAGAACAGAGUCACAGGAAACGGACUGGUUCCAACUGGAAGUUAUUGAACCGCUUCCUGCGCCAAAAAUUGUGGGCAACUCCUCUGUGAAAGCAGGAGGCAGCACUAAACUAGUCUGCAACAUCGCAGAAGGGAAGGCAGACUCCUACUGGUGGAAGAAGAAUGGGGAGCCGCUGCUUGGGAGUGACCAUUUUCAGUUUGUUCAGAAUAACACUUUGCAAAUCGUUGAAGCGACAAUGAACGACAGUGGCUACUAUGCUUGUGUGGUUCGCAACAAAGUGAGCCAGAAUGAAACCUCUUUUCUGCUUCGUGUUCAGAAUGCUGCAAACAUGGUCUUACCUGUGAUGAUGGCAUGUGUUGUUGCUGGCUCUCUAAUAGGUGUCCUUGUCUGGUGUAGAAGGAGGGGCCGCUUCCGUCACUGUGUCCGUAGGUGGAGGGCCUGAGUGACUGCACCUUGCUCCCUUCCUCUUGAGUAGGUGAUCUUGCCUAGGGAGCACUGGACAUCUGCCAUCGUGAACAGUGGUCUGAUGCUGUCCCAGUCUCUUCUGGACUUAUUAAUUGUUCAAGCUGCUAAAGCCCACAGAUACUUGCAGAACUUGUUUUACAAACGACACUGGCCUGGACUCCAUCUGCAUUGUCCUGUCUUUCACAAGGCUUCUUGCCCAUCUUUAGGGGAGAUGGGCAUGGCCUUCUCUGGAGCACUGUCUGCUGCUUUGCUCCGUGCUUCCUUUCCUGUCAUGGCUUUCUCCAAAGGCUGUGAGGGCACUUCGAGAAGGGCUGAUGGUUGUGGAUAGAGCAACUAUCCCGGCUGGGCAAACGUGUGGCUCUGGAGCCUGCUAGGGAAUAGCUGCAGGUGCUCUGCUACUCUGUGUUGGGAGACUCAAUGGGACUUGAACUUCCUCACUGUGGUCUCAAUACCUCCUGGUGUGCUGCUGUUUUGGGGCACUUAGGGACUUGCUGGGUUGUCUCAAGGCUGAGACCAUAGGGCUUAUUUUGUGUUUGACCCUUGGAGGGAGGAGAAAAGGCAGGUUUUUGCUAUCAUGUGCACUAAGGAGACCAGGAGAUGAGUAGAGUUGGUUGAAGUCCACAGAGGAUGGAGGGGUGGCGUGUUAAAGAAUGAGACAUACAGCAUAGUUUUGUUUUGAAAAACAAACCCAAAGAAUUUCCCACAACCAACUGCUUUAGAGCAGCAGUGCAGCCUGGCAUGUGCAUAAGAGACGUAGAUAUGCUCUCAAGCCGGUCUCCCCUGUUCCCUCAGCUUUGGACUUGGGAAGGAUCUAAGGAUGUGCCCUCAUCUUCUGAGUGUUAGCCCAUGGGUUGUAGUUGUGAUGGUACAAGCUUGUUCCUCCCUUUUAAUGCUCCUGCAGGAGCUGGUGGUUGUGAUCUGAGUUGAUACGUCCAGGGGCAACCCUUCUUUCCAGCCCCAAAUUCCUUUCCUGUCUGUGUCCUUUCCUCAUGCUCCUUCUGUGGAGCUCUCCUGGGCUUUACUUAUAAAAAUGAUUGUUAUAACUGAAAUUACUUAGGGGUAUAGCCUUUCUGUCUCAGCACUGACAUCUUCACCCUGGAGAAAACUGGAUGCUUUCUUGGGAGCACUAGGUCGUGUUAAGUGCCUUUCUGAAUGUCAAGCUGGGGAGAUUGCACCCAUCUUUUGAUCUGACAGGUAGUCCCACCAAGCCCAGAACCCCCCUGAGCUGGUCUCCAAGCCCUCGGUGGGGUCAGCCAUUCUGCGUACUGUAGCCUAGGUGCCUUCUCUCCUAGACUAAGGCAGCUGAUGGGUUGAGGACCUCUUUCCUCUUGGCCUGCAGGCAAGAGGAACAGGUCCUUCUAAGUGGCUUCCAGGCUCUGCCGUGGGGUCACUGGACGAGCCUGGUGUUCCUGUGUACAGUUUCUCUAGCUCCUUCAGAGAUACAAUUCAGCUCUACAUAGCCAGAGGAAGAGAGCUUCCCCAGCAGAAAAAUACCUCAGUUUGGCUUCUAGCAGAGAAAGCAGAGUUGUCCUGGCCUUGUCCCAUUCACUUGCUGCAAGGAAGGAGACAGGAGAGUUGAGCUGUGCUUUCUUCGGUGUUUUGUUCAUUUAGAUGUUCUUUUUCUCCUGGUUAUUGUGAUUGGGUUUUGAAGGCAAUUUCUGAAUAUUUAGCAUUGUCCAAGGAAAACACUAAAGUAGUCAGCAAAUGGAGAAAGAUGAGGGUUAAUUUUACUGUGGUUUGUUUUACCUGUAGACCAUAACUCACUUCUACAGAAAAGGGCAUUCCUAGCUACCUGGAAGCUCUUGAGUCUCACACUCUCUUCAGAAUUCUGCCCUCUCUUUGGAGAAGAGUUGACCUAUUGACUAUUCCUAGGAAAAUCCUUUGAAAUGCAAGUUAAAGCUGAUAAGCACAAAAGCAAAAUUUCUGUGAAGUUGGUUUAGAAAAAAUAAAAAUGUUGGAAAUUGUUUGUUUGUAUUUGAAGAGUUCUGGUCACAUUUGUGCCUUUUACUCUGAGAGAAUAAACUUAAUUCAUGACUUGACUUUUUUGGGCUCUACCUGCUUUGACACUACUCCAGUGCACUAGCCCGAAAAAGGAUAUAGCUGAGUCCUGUGUGCAUCAGCCCCAGGGAAAUAAUAAAUACAUGAAAGGACCUGACAACAAAGUGCCAUCUCUCAGCCUGUAAUUAUGUUACAAUUAAAUUAUUAAAGGAAGUGAAGCAGAUUGCAUGGAUUAAAACAAAUUUGGUUUUAAGCUGUAAUAUGGAUUGUUCCCUAUUUUACUUGCGAACAAAUACAGUCAAAUGUUUGACAAAAUACAUUUUUUUGACUUUUUUGAGAAUUGUCUGUAAAUCAUUCUAGACAAGUUGUUUUUUAAUGGGCUUUUACUGCUAAUAAAAGUGCAUACGUUA